Molecule: messenger RNA, 2370 nt
Organism: Chara braunii
Lineage: Eukaryota; Viridiplantae; Streptophyta; Charophyceae; Charales; Characeae
Source: the annotation of a GenBank genome assembly
GCAAACACCCUCAUUGCACGUUGGCAACACGCUUCUCACCCAUACCCACAAUCUCUACUUCGAAGUCUCAACUAUCCAAUCAGCAGGAGACAGCACAGAAAGCCAUGAUCUCCCCGGCUACGGCGCAAAAACAGCGUCUCAUGAGGGACCAAUUCUGGGUCCAGUUCGACAACAUCCCAAUCAGAGGUCACCCACUGAUCAAAGACAGAUUGGAGGUGGAAUACCCAAACAACAAAGUUCUGAAGUGGGUACUUCCAACUCCGGAAUUCCUGGCCCCUCACUGUGACUCCAUCACCACGGUUUUGGAAGUAAACACGGAAUCUAACCCCGAAUUCCCGGAGGAAUGGGAAUUUUGCAUAGGGGAGGAAGCAUCCUCGGUAACUGUUUCAACGAAAGAUGCCCCUAUCUGUUUCAGGUGCAGGGAGAGAGGACACCUGGGCACGGACCCUGCGUGCCCGAGAUCCCCUGAACACUCCAAAGAGAAGAAACUGAGACAGAACAUGCUGGCGGAAGUCGAAGAAGCGAAGGGAAUAUGGUUCGUUAACGACCAGGACUACAACGGUUGGGUCUUCGACGACACCAUCGACGAUCCAAAAUGGAUCUGGACAUAUAACACGAACCCGUCCACGAAACAGCCAGACAUAUUCCCUCCAUCAGAUAGCAGAUGGCACGCAGUGGGAGCAAAAAAAGUAACAUGUAUCCCUGGCAAAAUUCACAAGGAUCAGAUCAUCGACCCACGGGUGAUCAGGGAAGAGAAAAAGCAUGAAGACUUGUUGUGGGAUAUGGAGACAAUCAGGACCAAGACAGCAGAGACGUGCCAGAACACCAACCUGGAUAACAGCACCUUACUGCAGGAAGCGAAACAGACCCUAGAACACCGCCACCCCAAACCGGAGACCCCCCUUGCACUCAAGCGGAACGCCUCUCCCUCCGCCAAGAUUUGCCAAGAGGACAGGGUAGGGAAGAAGAGAAGGGCAACGGAGGAGGGUUCAGGUAUGAUUCUCAGAUUCGAAAGCCACCCCGCUGACGACACUCUCCCCGGGACAGACCAGAAAUCACCAACAAACACCAAAACAGAAAUGGACACCUCACAAGGCAAAGCAAGCCCCAUUCCCUGGCUCGAGGAAUACCUGCAGAGAGCAAAAUACGAAAGGGAAAAGGAGUUCGACAUCAGGCUGGCAUGCAUGAAACAUCUAGAGAAGACAGGGAAACCAGCCAACGGGAAAACAGUGGCUGGAAUCCCGCAGUCGAAGAAUUUUUUCGACCUGUUGCGAAUGAACUCCGAACUCUCGGAGUUCAGCGCUUUCAGGUACCACGAGAAGAAGAGGGAAAGAGAGUCCGUUGGAACAAGCACCGGCACAGGAUUUGACCCCCAGACUUCGGCAGAUUCCAUCCGCGACAUGGUUUCCAAAAACUGGAAACCGUCGAAGGGAAGGGACAAGAGACCAAGGGGCCCCCCCAAAGACAAAGCAGGCAGCAAGAACGAACAGCGCAGACUCACGCAGGAAAUUGCAACAGUGGCAGCACAGACAAAAAGACUGUUCGAACAGAACCAGGAUUACAAGAAGGAACAAGGAGAGAAGUUCAUAACAGUGCGGAUGAUCGCGGAGAACAAGGUGCCUGACAUCCCCAAAUCAGCAAACGCAGACAGGGGGACCAUCAGGUCGGUAAGACCGCUGCUUCCAGUCCGAUUUAGGAGCAAAUUCAACGAGUGGCAGGUGGCCACAGACGCAGCGUUCAUGUUCCCCACCCUCAACGACGACAGAGCCCUGGCCAAGAGCAUCAGGGACAACAUCACAGCGGAGACUCUGCUGGGGGUAUACGGGGUCCCACCACGAGAGCAGACAACCGAAGGGAAGACGCUGGAGGAGCCGAUCAUCACCCCCUUCGACCCCAUCCUGGUCAAGCUCGACGAGAGAGCAAAACUCAGCGAAGGCCUGACCUGGAGGGCAUGGGACACAAUUACAAUGUUGCUGUACAACGUGCUGAACGAAAGAUUCAGCACGACCGACAUCAUUGCAGAUUCGCUGGCUGACGUCAUCAGGACCCGCCUAUUGACCUCCAAGACCUCGCUGCAGGACGAGGCAACCCCCAUCGACAUGGACAUGGGAAGAGAAGAUUCCGACAUGGAAGACGAGGAGGAGGGAGAGAGGGAAGCGGAUAACAAGAUCUUCCAAGGGGGAGACGACGCUGGGCCAAAAACGAUGUCGGAGAGUAGCGCUGGAGAGUACGGCUUAAGCUCAUCAGCAGCAAGCGAGGACAGCAGGGACUCCGACACCGAUAGCAGCAAGACCCAGGCAGUUGUGGACUGAAUUAACCUACCACAUCAGAAUUACAACCCCACCCCAUAAAUAAAUGAAAACACAGCGC